Messenger RNA from Drosophila biarmipes, 773 nucleotides. RefSeq lists its product as uncharacterized. The record is from RefSeq and is a predicted model, not a curated record. The transcript has a single exon. Lineage: Eukaryota; Metazoa; Arthropoda; Insecta; Diptera; Drosophilidae. The coding region runs from base 87 to 638 and encodes 183 amino acids.
CAUCUGGUUUCUUAUAAUCGUCUCAUUUGCUUCAGUUAGUGUGUACUUUCUUAUUUUUUUGAGUCAAAUUUUCUCGUGAUAAAGUUAUGAAAAACAAUAUUUGGGAUACGCUGCAGGAGGUCGAAGAAGUCAAGGUUUCCUUCAAGCAAACCUUGAGAAACAUCAAUAAUAUCCAAAGCCGAUACAAAAUGGUCUCGGCUUUGAAGAGAAAGGCGGCCAAGCGUCAAGAAUCCUUCGAAGAAGAGAUCCAAGCUGCUAUUACCGAUACCAAAAUCCACAAUCCAAUCAAGAAGAAUAAGAUCAGAUUGGUGAAAAAAAAGCGGGUCAAGAAAAUCAUGAAGAGACCUUUGGUCAAACCUCAAACCAUUUCGUUUUCGGAAAAUGUCCUGGAAAUCGAGCCUGCUUUUGUGUGUCUUCAAACUAAUUGUGUCUACGAAGUACACAAAACAACUACACAUCUGGUGACUCAAAAACCAUUUGGGCCCCUCAUCCAGAGACUCUAUCGAUCAGCAAAUCGAAGGGUUCGGAAGGAGGGAGAUUUGGAGCACGGUCAGGAUCCGAAUCAGAAUCUGGAGGUGUGUCCAGAGUUCGAGAACUACUACUGUUCCUGCUCCUCUUGCUGUGUGGAAUGCAGAUAAAUUAUUUGUAUCAGCUGUUGUCUUGCAUAUUUUUAGGCUUUCGCAAAGCUCCCAAAUUUCUAGCUAAAUUUUGUACAAGCAAUAAAAUUGCUGUUAAUAAAUUAAAGUUGUUCAAAUAACUAGCAAACUUAAUAA